AUGCCAGACUCUUUCUUCGCGUCAGCAAAAACCAGGAAACGGAAGCGGUCCGUCAGCACAGUCGAAGGAGGCAGGGGUGUAAAGAAGGUCCUCCGCAAGAGCAAAGCUAGUCCUCAGGACGCAAAACUUACCAAUGCAAGCACAAGGAGAGGAGUGAGGAAAGCUGCAGAUGAAGAAUUGAACUCGGACAGAACAGAUUCGGAGGGCGGUGGUGUAGAUGACAUUGAUUUGCGCGCGGAAAUUGAGCCCGAGACGAGUGGUGAUGAAGAUGAACAGGAAACCCCAGCGGAGAAGCGAUUACGAUUGGCGAAACUUUACCUGGAAAGUGUGAAGGAUGGCCUAGCCGAAGGAGAAUUUGAUGCGGCUGAGAUUGAUAGAGAGCUGAUAUCAGAACGACUGCGACAAGAUGUCCUUGAGCACUCUGGCAAAGUUCAUCUCUUUGUGGCAGACUUUUAUGAUCUCACCUCGACAUCAACUCUGCGAUGCAGGGGUCAUCGUUUCUCUGUUACUUCUGCGGUCGCGUCGGACGAUGUCAGGUAUCUAUUCACGUCAGGGAAAGAGGGAACCAUCAAUAAGUGGUCCCUGCAGACCGGGAAAAAGAUGGCGACAUUUUACAAACAGCGUGUCGCCAAAGGCAAAGAGAAGGCGCUCCCUCAGGAUAUUCAAGGACAUACGGACGAGAUCCUCUCUCUGGCCAUAAGCAGUGAUGGUCGAUACCUCGCAAGCGGAUCUAAAGAUCGAAGAGUGGGCGUCUGGGAUGUGGAAAAAGAGGAAUGGGUGAAGGGUUUUGGGGGGCAUAAGGAUUCGGUUUCAAGCGUUGCAUUCCGGAAGGGCACACAGCAGCUGUAUACUGGUUCAUUUGAUCGGACUGUCAAGUUGUUCGACCUCUCAGUGAUGGGAUAUGUAGAAACACUCUUUGGACACCAGGAUACCAUCCACUCUCUGGACGCGCUCCGAGGAGAAACUGCUGUUACGGCUGGAGCUAGAGAUCGAACGAUCCGAUUCUGGAAAAUUGCAGAUGAAAGUCAGCUGGUCUUUCGCGGCGGUGGAAAAAGUGCAAUACGGGAGUUGCUUGAGGGAGGUGCGUUUGAGGGCCACGAAGAUGAGGAACACGUGAACGGGGUGGAUGUUGACGGUCAGAAAUCGAACAAAGGCAAGGAAAAGAUGAAGGAGAGCAGAUAUGCGGAAGGAAGUAUUGAGUGUGUCGCAAUGAUCGAUGAAACUACGUUUGUGAGCGGGGGAGAUACUGGCUCAAUAUGUCUUUGGAACACCCAAAAGAAAAAACCUGUUUACACACAGACACUGUGCCAUGGGUUCCACGAAGUACAGUCCUCAACCGAGGGGCUUGUGCGAACACCACGCUGGAUAACGGCUGUUGCAUCACUGCGCUAUUCAGAUAUGUUCACUUCCGGCUCAUGGGAUGGCGCUGUGCGUCUUUGGAAGCUUGACCAGAAACUCAGAUCAUUUUCACUGGUUGGCUCGAUACCUGCACCCGGUGUUUGUAACUCCCUGCAACUUCUCGUCUUACCCAAAGGCGCACUGGAGAAUGCCUCCUGGAGAGAAAAAGAACAGCGGCCUCUCACAAAGAGCCCAGUUCAACCUGCAUUAUUAGUUGUUGGCUUAGGACAGGAGCAUCGACUGGGAAGGUGGCUGAGCGUGAAGGAGGGAGUCACGAAUGCGACAACAGUUCACAUCAUAUAUCCUCGGACAUAG
Molecule: messenger RNA, 1713 nt
Organism: Suillus paluster
Lineage: Eukaryota; Fungi; Basidiomycota; Agaricomycetes; Boletales; Suillaceae
Product: WD40 repeat-like protein
Exons: 6
Coding region: 1-1713 (570 amino acids)
Cellular component (GO): small-subunit processome
Molecular function (GO): protein binding; snoRNA binding
Source: RefSeq, a predicted model, not a curated record